CAACAACAACAACACGAAGCCAACAUGGCAGACGAGUCCAAGAUUGAUGACCCCAAGGGUAAGCAGAAAGCCGCGGAAGAGGCAAUCGAGGAGGCCAAAGCCGACCCAUCUGCCAAAGUCGAGUCCGAAAACGAAGAGGAACAUGGAGAGGACACGGAAGCAGCAGGCACGCCAGCCUCGUGCGCCACAGCCAAAAAGAAGAAGUCGAAGAAGAAGCGUAUAAAAGCUGCACUGACCGGCGGAUCGAGCGAGAGUACGAGCAGUGGUGGUUCGAGAGACGAGAUCCCGAAAGCCGUCGGCGGGCUCAGCAAUGACCAGAUCUCCGAUAUCCUGAAGAUGAACCCGGCUCUGGCAGAACAAUUGGGUGUUGGGAAUGACGGAGAUCUCUCGGGGUUGAAGGUGACGGAAUCAUUGAAGAGGCUGAAGCUGGAAGAUAUCAUGACCGGGCUGGCGUCCAGUGGGAAGAAUGUGAAAGAUAUGGCGAACUACAAGUUUUGGCAGACACAACCGGUUCCAAAGUUUGGUGAAAGCUCGACGGAGGUUGAGGAGGGCCCUAUCAAGGUCUACGGUGUGGAGGCCGUGCCAAAGGAAGCUCCUCCUUUGCUGGAAGGCUUCGAAUGGGUUACCAUGGAUUUGACAGACGACAAACAGUUGGAGGAGCUGUUUCAAUUGCUCUAUGGCCACUACGUUGAGGAUGACGAGGCUAUGUUCCGAUUCAAUUACUCGGUAUCAUUUCUCAAAUGGGCUUUACUUUGCCCAGGAUGGACUCCAGAGUGGCACGUUGGUAUUCGCGCAACUGCUUCUCGCAAGCUGGUCGCUUUUAUUUCUGCAAUCCCAGUCUCAUUGCGAGUCCGAAAAAACAUUCUCAAAGCUUCGGAAGUGAACUUUAUGGUCGUACACAAGAAAUUGCGGUCAAAACGGUUAGCACCAGUUUUGAUCAAAGAGAUCACUCGCCGAUGUAACCUUCUCGGAGUCUUCCAAGCCAUUUAUACUGGUGGUGUUGUAUUACCGAAGCCUGUCAGCACCUGCAGGUAUUUCCACAGAGCGAUAGAUUGGGUAAAGCUUCAUGAAGUCGGGUUCAGCCCUCUUCCUCCAAACAGCAAACCUCAGUAUCAAGUCCGGAAAUACGCUCUUCCUGACCAUACAUUCACCAAGGGCCUUCGAGAAAUGGAGUCUAAGGAUAUCGAUCCCGUUUUGAGUCUAUUGAAGCGAUUCCUGGAAAGAUCGGAGAUGGCACCUAUGUUCACUCGAGACGAAGUUGAACACUGGCUCUUGCACAAGCAAGAUGCACCUGGAGAGCAAGUGAUCUGGUCCUACGUCGUUGAAGACCCCACCACCAAGAAAAUUACGGAUUUCUUCUCCUUCUACGUCCUUGAAUCCUCCGUCAUCAACAACGAGAAGCACAAGAAUGUUCGUGCAGCCUAUCUCUUCUACUACGCCACCGAACACGCUCUCGUUCCCAAACCCUCAAAAUCUGAACUUUCCACGCGACUGAACGAACUCAUCAACGACGCCCUGAUCCUCGCCAAGAAAUACAAAUUCGACGUCUUCAAUGCCCUGACGCUAAUGGACAACAACAUGUUCCUAGAAUCACAGAAAUUCGGACCUGGAGAUGGACAAUUACACUAUUAUUUGUUCAAUUAUAGAGCGAAUCCGAUUGCAGGUGGUGUGGACAAGAAGAACAAUAUUGAUGACAAUUGUAGCGGGAUUGGAGUUGUGAUGCUGUAGUUUGGUUGAUGCACAUGCUGAUACCCAUAUCGUACUUCCUAUCAUGCUUCACAUGCUUCGAAUAAAAGUAACUCCUCGUCCUUAACCUCCAUUUCUUAGUUUAAUCUUGGCUUCGUCCACAGUCCACAGUCCACAUCCCACGUGAUGGAUAAAGCCAAUCUCCCUUGUUGGAACUGAGUGUACGCUGGUAUACUGUAGUUUAU
Messenger RNA from Hyaloscypha bicolor E, 1931 nucleotides. RefSeq names its product N-myristoyl transferase. Gene Ontology annotation, cellular component: cytoplasm. Gene Ontology annotation, biological process: N-terminal peptidyl-glycine N-myristoylation. The record is from RefSeq and is a predicted model, not a curated record. The transcript has 3 exons. The coding region runs from base 25 to 1728 and encodes 567 amino acids. Gene Ontology annotation, molecular function: glycylpeptide N-tetradecanoyltransferase activity. NCBI's taxonomy places the organism in Eukaryota, Fungi, Ascomycota, Leotiomycetes, Helotiales, Hyaloscyphaceae.